Linum tenue is the source of this 581-nucleotide messenger RNA. The record is from the annotation of a GenBank genome assembly. NCBI's taxonomy places the organism in Eukaryota, Viridiplantae, Streptophyta, Magnoliopsida, Malpighiales, Linaceae.
CUGUCUUCCACUUAGUUUUGCAUCUUUUCUCCUUCCUUCUGCCCUUCUCCUCCAUUGUUGUCUAUAUAAAGUACACUAAACGCUUCACCAGUCACCUGUGCCUGCCUUCACAAAACGCCUCACCAUUAACAGAGGAGGGGAUGGGAGGAGGGAAUGGGCAGAAAUCCAAGACAGCUCGGGAGAGAAACCUGGAGAAGCUUCAGAAGGCCGCUAAUAAGGGAAGCCAGCUUCAGUCCAACAAGAAGGCCAUGACCAUCCAGGUAUCCUUGCCUAUUAGCUUGGUGUUUUGGUUUGUUGUUUCUGCCGGGACGGUGGCGGCGGUGGGGAUUUUACAGUGCAAAGUGUGCAUGCAGACGUUUAUAUGCACGACGUCGGAGGCCAAGUGUCGGGAGCAUGCUGAAGCAAAGCAUCCUAAGUCUGACGUCUACACUUGUUUCCCCCAUCUCUCUUCCAAGUAAUGGAUGGAACCUGCAAGUUGAAAAUACUUGGAGAGAGAGAGAGAGAGAGAUUAGCUUAUCUAUUAGCAUGUAUGAUCAGUUUGUCCACCGAUGAAACAUGAAUGAAGCAGAUGUUUAUUGGCC